AUGAAUCCAGCAGAUUGUGCAUCAAGGGGUUUAACUGCAAAAGAACUUAAAGAUUAUGUACUAUGGUGGAAAGGCCCUUCCUGGUUAGUUGAUGAUUCGUCAAUGUGGCCUACGCUACCUUUACCUAAUAAGUCUACAAAGGAUUUAGAAGAACGAAGUAAAAUAUUACCUAAAGUUGUUCAUCUCUGUAUUAAAAAUCAAAUCUGGGAUCUUCAAAAUCGAUUUUCAAAUUUGACCAAGCUUUUAAGAGUAACAGCAACAUGCAAACGAGCAAUUAAAUGUUUUAGAAAUCAAUCUAAAUCUCUCGCAAUUUGUCCACUUUCUCCAGCUGAAAUCAAUGAAGCACGACUGUUCUGGAUUAAGUUAAUUCAACACCAGUAUUUUAGCAAAGAAAUUUCUUGUUUACAACAGAAACAAGAGAUUCCAAACUCAAGUUCUUUGCUUAAACUUACUCUAUUCAUAGAUCGUCAAGGCUUGUUGCGAGUUGGAGGUCGAUUAAAUCACUCGUCAUUGUCAACUGAUACCAAACAUCCAUAUAUUCUUCCAAAGGAUGUGCACUUUUCAAUUUUGAUCAUCGACGAAGCUCAUAAGCGGGUAUUUCAUGGCUCUACUCAAGAUACUCUUAUGUAUAUUAGAAAUCAGUAUUGGAUUUUAGGUGGACGAAAUCCAAUUCGUUCGUUCAUUCUCAAAUGUGUCAGAUGCACUCGGUAUCGGCGACUUCAAGCAAGUCAAUUAAUGGGACAAUUACCUUAUUCCAGAGUAAAUCCAAAUAGAGCUUUUUUACAUACUGGCCUAGAUUAUGCAGGACCUUAUGUGAUUAAAACUUGGAAAGGUAGACUUAUAAAGCUUGGGUUUCCUUGUUCAUCUGUUUAA
Molecule: messenger RNA, 873 nt
Organism: Chelonus insularis
Lineage: Eukaryota; Metazoa; Arthropoda; Insecta; Hymenoptera; Braconidae
Exons: 1
Coding region: 1-873 (290 amino acids)
Source: RefSeq, a predicted model, not a curated record